GGGUCCGGCGGGCAGCCGGAGGCGCUGUCUCUGGAGGAGAUCCUCCGGCUCUACAACCAGCCCAUCAACGAGGAGCAGGCGUGGGCCGUGUGUUACCAGUGCUGCUCCUCGCUGCGCGCCCGCGCCCGCCGCGGAGAGACCCCCACCGCCAGGCUGGGGGCGGCGGCCGCGCAGCUCCGCGUUUGGAGGGACGGCGGCGUCACCCUGGAGCGGGACGAGCCCGACCGGCCGUCCCCGCCCGCCGCAGCUGGGUCUCUUGGAUAUUCACAGUGUUUCAUGAAGAAUGUUAUUGAAUCUCUAGGGAUUAUUAUAUAUAAAGCCCUGGACUAUGGUUUGAAGGAGAAUGAAGAGAGGGAAUUAAGUCCUCCACUGGAGCAGCUUAUUGACUACAUGACUAAUGCCACAGAAACAGAUGGGAGUAGGGAUGAAGGAUAUGAUGCUCUGGAUGAAGGAGUGGAGGAUGAUGAUGAUGACAAAGAGGAAGUUGAGGCCAUUCACUCCUAUAAAGAUGUCAUGAAGCUGUGUGCUGCCCACCUGCCAACCCGAUCAGAGGCACCCAACCACUAUCAAGCAGUGUGUCGGGCUCUGUUUGCCGAAACAAUGGAGCUCUACACUUUCCUGGCCAAAAUUAAAAGUGCAAAAGAGAACCUAAAGAAGAUUCAGGAAAUGGACAAAGAGGCAAGUGAUGAAUCCAGCACGGAUCUUGAUGAACUGAAAAAUGCUGACUGGGCCCGUUUUUGGGUGCAGGUGAUGAGAGAUUUACGGAAUGGUGUUAAACUUAAGAAAGUUCAAGAGCGUCAGUACAACCCACUCCCCAUAGAAUAUCAGCUCACACCCUAUGAGAUGCUGAUGGAUGAUAUUAGAUCCAAACGCUAUACCUUAAGGAAGGUCAUGGUCAACGGUGACAUCCCACCACGAUUAAAAAAGAGUGCCCAUGAAAUAAUCCUGGAUUUCAUUCGAUCACGACCUCCAUUAAAUCCUGCAUCUGCAAGGAAACUGAAACCAACCCCACCACGGCCCCGCAGCCUCCAUGAAAGGAUCCUGGAGGAGAUCAAGGCAGAGAGGAAGUUACGUCCGGUCUCUCCUGAUGAGAUAAGGCGUAGCAGGCUGGCAAUGCGGCCACUUAGCAUGUCUUACAGUUUUGACUUGUCAGAUGUACCGACACCAGAGGCUGGAAGAAAAUUAAUGGAUGCCUCUGUAGUGAACGGUGGCCCAGCAGCACAAGGAAAGCAGAAUGGGGCCACACAAGUGACAGUGCAACGCAAGAGACUCCUUAAGGCUCCCACGUUGGCUGAACUUGACAGCUCAGAUUCAGAGGAGGAAUCAGUGCACAAAUCAGGAAGUAGCAGCAGCAUCUCCCCCUCACAAGUGGAAGACCCCUCUCAAGAAGGCACCAGCAGCAGAAAGAUGCCUCCAAAGUUCUUGCCCAUAUCAUCUACGCCGCAGCCCGAGAGACGACAGCCGCCUCAGAGGAGACACUCCAUUGAAAAGGAAACACCAACCAAUGUGAGACAGUUCCUACCCCCUUCAAAACAGAGCUCCAGGUCACUUGAGGAGUUCUGUUACCCCGUGGAAUGUCUGGCUCUGACAGUGGAGGAGGUCAUGCACAUCCGUCAGGUGCUUGUGAAGGCAGAGCUGGAGAAGUACCAGCAAUAUAAAGAUGUCUACACUGCUCUCAAGAAAGGAAAGCUCUGCUUUUGCUGUCGAACAAGAAGAUUUUCUUUCUUUACCUGGUCUUAUACUUGCCAGUUCUGCAAGAGGCCUGUAUGCUCACAGUGUUGCAAAAAAAUGCGGCUGCCAUCGAAGCCAUACUCCACCCUUCCCAUCUUCUCCCUGGGACCUUCAACCUUACAAAGGGGAGAAAGCUUCAUGAGGCCAGAGAAACCCUCUACCAGUCACCACCAUUCCCUGCGGAGCAGGUGAGAGACAGCUCGGUUGACCUCAAGGUCCAAGUCUGUGGAUAAGUCACACGAAGAGUUUCCCAAAGAAUUAAUGGAGGACUGGAGCACAAUGGAGGUUUGCGUGGACUGCAAGAAGUUCAUCUCAGAAAUCAUCAACUCAAGCCGACGCAGCCUGUCUCUGGCCAACAAGCGAGCCAGGUUAAAAAGGAAAACGCAGUCGUUCUACAUGUCAUCUCCAGGAACCUCGGAGUACUGCCCCUCGGAGAGGACGAUCAAUGAGAUCUGA
Messenger RNA from Cinclus cinclus, 2187 nucleotides. RefSeq names its product spire type actin nucleation factor 1 (gene SPIRE1). Gene Ontology annotation, molecular function: actin binding. Gene Ontology annotation, cellular component: cell cortex; cytoplasmic vesicle membrane. The record is from RefSeq and is a predicted model, not a curated record. The transcript is spliced from 18 exons. Lineage: Eukaryota; Metazoa; Chordata; Aves; Passeriformes; Cinclidae. Gene Ontology annotation, biological process: actin filament network formation; intracellular transport; Golgi vesicle transport.